AUGGAGACCAACGGCAUCAUGGUCAACACCAUUGCCGAGCUCGAGCCAAGCGUUCUUGCAGCUAUUACAGGCGGGAGAUGCACGUGCGGGGUCCGGCCCCCGACGGUAUAUACGAUCGGCCCGGUGGUCGCCAUCGCGCCACGGAUCCAGCUGGUCAACGAGUGCCUGCGGCGGUGGCUCGACUCACAGCCAACAGCCUCCGUGUUGUUCCUAUGCUUCGGAGGCGGCGGCGGGUACUUCAGCACGCACCAGGUGCACGAGAUAGCACGGGGCCUGGAGCGCAGUGGCCACCGCUUCCUUUGGGUGUUGCGUGGACAGCCGGAGCCCCCCGGCAGCAAGCUGCCCACGGACGCAAACCUCGCGGAGCUGCUACCGGCGGGUUUCUUGGAGAAGACAAAGGAGAGAGGGCUGGUGUGGCCCACGAGGGCGCCACAGAAUGAGAUACUAGCCCACGCCGCUGUGGGUGGCUUCGUCACGCACUGCGGCUGGAGCUCGAUCGUCGAGAGCCUGUGGUUCGGCGUGCCAACUCUGCCGUGGCUGCACGCCGCCGAACAGCACUUCAACGCGUUCACGCUUGUGGCAGAUAUGGGCGUCGCCGAGGCGAUGAAGGUGGACAAGAAGAGAAACAAUUUCGUUGAGGCUGCCGAGCUGGAGCGAGCGGUUAAAGCUCUCAUGGACGACGGCGAGACGGCGAGGAAGAUUAGGAACAAAUCCGUGGAGAUGAAAGCUGCGUGCCGCAAGGCCGUGGAGCACGGCGGAUCGUCGGUCGUCUGCCUGGAGAGGCUGUAUGAUGCGCUCAUCCACGGCGCCGUGGACCCGAAAAAGAUGCUUGCAGACCUCCAGAGUGAUGGCACGGAGUGGGUGGCUUCACAUGUGAACGAGGAGAGCACAAACCUUCUCCUGUCUUGGAACAUACUCCUAGAGAGAGGUCUUCUUGGGUGGAGACUGGGCCCGACGGAGGAGGAACUAAGGCCAAGAGCAUCAGAGGGUGUCACCUUCACCUCCUUCCAUCGCGGUGGCUUUGGCAUCGCCACACCCCCCUUCUCUCGAGGGCUCUUAUACUUCUACGGGGUCUGCCUCCAUGACCUGACUGCGUACGAGAUCAUCCACCUCGCCAUCUUCGUGGCACUAUGUGAGCGUUUCCUAGGAGUUGCCACUCACUUCGCGCUUUGGAGGCGGCUCUUCCAAGUGGAGCUGGUGGAGACAAAUGGCGUCCCCAACCGAGUGGGCACUGCCGUCAUAUGGCUUCACCUUGACACAGGGUAG
Miscanthus lutarioriparius is the source of this 1266-nucleotide messenger RNA. The record is from the annotation of a GenBank genome assembly. Lineage: Eukaryota; Viridiplantae; Streptophyta; Magnoliopsida; Poales; Poaceae.